AUGACUACGUCUGGACUUAUAGAUGGAUUAGUGGAUAUAAAUCAAGAAAAUACUGAAAACAAAUACUCACAAAACAUCGAUUACUAUCAAAAAUACAUUGAUUUGUUAAAAAAAAAUGAAGAUUUAGAAACAGAAAAAGAAGACUAUAAGUUUAAUUUAACCAGAUAUCAAGACAUCCUUGAACCAGCUUACAAUAAAAACAUUAGAAAAUUAAAAGAGGAGAAGGUAGUUAUAUCCCAAGAGAAAGAUUUCUAUUUUGCUAAUUUUACUAAAUAUCAAAAAGAAAUUGAACCAAAAUACAAAGAAGAAAUCUAUACUUUGAAUCAAGAUUUGUCUAGAUAUGAAAAUAUUUUUAAAGAUUUAAAAAUAGAAUAUAACGAUAAAUUAUUUCAAUAUCAAAAAGAAGCCGAGAGACAUUACAGUGCGAUAAUCAGAGAUUUAAAAGCAGAAAAUGAAAAACUUAAUUUAGACAAAAAAAGAAUUAAUAACAACUUGGAUAAAGAUUAUCCCGACGAAAAAAUUAUUGAGCUUGAAACAGAUAUUCGUAGCAAAGUUUUUAUGAUUGAAGCCAUAGAAAAAUCAAAUCAAGAAUUAAGAACUACAAACGACAAAUUAAGAAAAGAAGCUUCGUCAUAUCAAUCAGCUUUAGGUGAUGCAUUAAAUGUCCAUUUGAAUAAUUCAGUUCAACUUUCAACUGAUAUAGCUUCUCUACAGGAUAGACUUGAAAAAUACGUCACAGCUUUAAAAGGUUCUUUUAUAGAAAUUGAUAAUGAUAAAAUUCAAGAAUUGUAUGGAAAAUAUAAUUUAGAUAUACAUCAACAUAAAAAUAAUAAAAUUUUGAUGAAAUCAGUUUUACAACGUCAUAUUUUAGAAAAAAUUCUUGAAUAUAUUGAUAAUUAUCUUGAUAUUACAGAAGAUGAUGAUACAAAUAAUCCCAAUAAUCAGGAAAAAUAUAUAAUGAAUCAUACAAAUGAAUUAAUAUUUCUCCUUGAUAAAUUUUAUAAUAAUCAUUUUGAACAAGAUAAUAAUGUGAUUAAAGCUAUUCCAACAAAGAUACGUCAACAAGUUUAUGGUAUAUUAGGUGAAUUUGGAUUCUCAGAGACUUGUGAAAAUAAUAAAAAACAAUAUAUGCAUCCAUUCAUAUCAUCCACAGCAUUAGAACUUAAUCAAUUAAUGGCAGGAUAUCGUUAUAUCAAAAAUGAUACUAAAAGAAAGAAUGUAGAAAAUAUGGCAGAAAAUCUUAUCAAAGAUGUUUUUAGGAUAUUUAAAUUUCGAUUAUUAGUUCAAGAACCAAAAUGUGAGACACUCUGGUUUGAAAAAGAUGUAAAAAUAAAUCCUCUAUUUAUGAAAGGACAAUGGGAUGAUGAUUGUUUGGAUGAUUAUGUUGUGGAUAUUUGUUAUUUUCCUUUGAUUGGAACGGAAUUGAAUGAUUCGAGUAAAAGUAAAGUUUGCAUUCAUGCAAAAGUUUUCCCUCGAUCUAUAGCACCACCAUCGCCUACAGCAGAAGAUCAUCCGCCUUUGAAUGAUGAACUACAAGAAAAUUCAAGUUUAAUCGGAGGUAAUAUCAAGGGUAUAUUUAAUAAAAUAUUACCCCCACCAUCCUCUUCAACACCAAGUCAAAAUUCAGCUAACAGUGAUCACAACAAGGAUCCAAAUAAGCGUCAAAAUUCGGCUAACAGUGAUCACGACAAGAAUCCAAACAAGCGUCAAAAUUCGGCUAACAGUGAUCGUAACAGGGACUCAAACAAGCGUCAAAAUUCAGCUAGCAAUGAUUGUAACAACGAUCCAGAAAAGCGUCAAAAUUCAACCGACACGAGUGAUGUUGACAAUCAAAUUAUAAAAGGAGGAGUCUGUGGUGGAAAUGAAGAUAGUAAAAUUGAAAAUAGUGAAAAUCAAGAUAUUGACGACCUAGAAAAUGAUGGUGGACAAGGAACUAGUGAAUACGGUGAAUACGGAAAUGAUGAAAACAGUCAAGAAUCUGUGUGGGUUGCUGAAUGGGUUCCUGAAAAAGGAAUAGAUCCUGAAAAGGAUGUUGAUAAAGAUGGUAAAGACACAACCACAAAAGUAAAAAUUAGUAAUAAAAAAACCAAUAGAAAAAAAAAAAAGCCUGCUAUGCAAAGGAUUAGUGAAGAAGAAAAGGAUAUUGUAGAACCACUAUCAAAACCAAUUAAUAAAAAUGACCCAGAACAAUCAGAACGAACCAUCUUUAUUGGAAAUUUACCGGUUUCUGUUAUUCAAAAGGAAAAUUUUAAAAAAUUAAAAUCUCAAUUUUCUAUAUUUGGUAAAAUUGAAAGUAUUCGUUUUCGAUCAAUUGCAUUUUCUGAACCUCUUCCUCGUAAAAUUUCAUUCAUUACAAAAAAAUUACAUCCAAAACGUGAUAUACUCAAUGCAUAUAUUUUAUAUAAAGAGAAAUCUUCUGUUGAAGAUUCUUUAUUGAUGAAUGCCAAAAUUUUUAUGGACAAACAUAUUCGUGUAGACUCUGUAGCAAAUCCACAGGCACAGGAGGAAGAAUUAUGGCAACAUUUUAAAAAUUGUGGUGAUAUUGAUUAUGUUAGGAUUGAUUGUGGAUCUGUUGAACUUGCCUUGAAACUUAAUGAUACAAAACUUGGCAAGCGUAAAAUUCGAGUAACAAGACAUGCGAAGAAAACUAACAACAAUAGUAAUGUCAUAAAAAAUCAUUCAAAUUUUAAAAAAAAUAGUAAUAGGAAUAAUAAUAAAAUGCAAAAAAAAAUAACCAAUAAACGUUUAUUGGAAGGAGAACGAGCAACUAAAGAAUCGAAAAAACCUAGAAUUCGUAAAAGAACUCAAGCUUGGAAAUUGAAACCCAAAAAAUUUUCAAACAAAAAUUAA
Messenger RNA from Entrophospora sp. SA101, 2850 nucleotides. NCBI's taxonomy places the organism in Eukaryota, Fungi, Glomeromycota, Glomeromycetes, Entrophosporales, Entrophosporaceae. The record is from the annotation of a GenBank genome assembly.